Molecule: messenger RNA, 1596 nt
Organism: Diaporthe citri
Lineage: Eukaryota; Fungi; Ascomycota; Sordariomycetes; Diaporthales; Diaporthaceae
Exons: 1
Coding region: 1-1596 (531 amino acids)
Source: RefSeq, a predicted model, not a curated record
AUGAGCGAAUUGCAGAUCAAAGACGAGACUGAGUUGCAGCCAGAGCAGCCCCAGGAAGGACCAGUCGAAGUCUCCGGCUCAAUUCCGAUCAAGCCUGAUGCCACAGAUCUGGAGGAAGGCAAAGCGACGAAUGAUAUGGACCUUAAGGCACCGCAAGAUUCACUCCAGGUAGAUAUGCAGGAUGCGUCGGCCUCUAAACAUGACAGUAGCAGGCUUGGUGAACCGACCCAGCCUCCAGCUCCAGACAAUCGCUCCAUAUUUGAAAAGCUUUUCGAGGAGCAAGAGCGAAAGAAGGGUGCUGGCUUUGGGCAGCAAUACUCCAAACUAAAAAUUGCCGAGAAGGCAGCGAAAAGAGGAGAGCCAAGCGCCGUGAAUCAACGUGAUGAGCCGGAGAUGGACCAUCAAGAUGGUCUGAACUCCAGACAUGACCAAUCAAUCUUCCGCCAGCUUUUCCCAGAACAGGCGGAAUCAGAGACGGCAAACAUUGAACAAGAGUUGCCUCGCGCCACGCAUGAGUUACUACACCCGCCUGAGGAUUCUGUCAUGGUCUCCUUGCGGAAUCAAGUCCGCAACUGGAUGUCGGAAGAAGGGCAGGACCAAUCAAGCGGGCCCAAACCUGGAGAAUACGGAUCCCACUCGACGGUGGUGGUGAUUUCCGGGACGAGCCCGUCGCUCAUGGAUACAGACUUCUAUCGCGUCGCACCCGAGGGCCAACACGUGGAAGGCUGGGCCGGCGGCCUGGUCAAGGUCAUCCAGGCCCACGACUCCAUCAGCUACGAGCCCUUGGGCCAGUAUUACCUCAUGUUCCACACCCGACCGUCCGCACUAGCCUACGUGAACGAGGUCUGGCGUCUCCACGAGCUGAGCCGCAAGAUGCUCCACGCCCCGGCCGACUCGGGCCGGGAGGUCGCCAAGGGCUCCCUGGACCAGGCGCCCGCGUCGCCCCAGCCCUUCCUGACCGACGAGGAGAGGGCGGCCGUCCGGUCCUUCACGCUCUGCUCGCCGCACAUCACGCCGUCCAUCAGCGUGCGCAUGUGGAACACGCAGCUGGUCCGCGAGCUCGCGGCCAAGUCCAACAUCGCGGACGUCCUCCCGACGCUGCGGCCCGAGGGGAGCACGCCGGCGCGGGUGCUGCUGAAGCUGACGUCGCCAGACGGGCAGCACGGCGAGGGCCAGGGCGGCCUGACGGCCGACGAGCUGUGGCUGACGCUCAGGGACGACGGGCGCGAGCGCAGCGCCCCCUGGAUGCUUGCCAACCUGUCCGAGGGCAUCAUGCCCGUGAAGCCAAAGUUCAUCUCGGAGCACUACAAGAUCACCGUCAAGGCGGAGCCCGUGCCCGUGGCCCUGGAGCUGGACGACGGCGACAUCGACGGCUUGCACGAGGAGCUCGCCGGGGCCCCUCUCGCCGCGCCGCCGCCCCGCAAGGACGGCAGUGGUGAUGCGGGCGUGGACCGGAACGAGCGCUUCAGGCGGUUCGUCCUGACCUUCACGCAGCCUGCCAUCGCGAGGCGGUUCGUCAGGUGCUGGCACAAGCGGGUUGUGUACGAUGCGCUGCUUGACAGGAGCGUUGUAGUUGAUGCUGUGGCGAUCAUGUGA